CUUCACUCCGGCGGCGGCGCCUCCUCCUUCCAUUCAAUCGGAACCAGUCCGCCCCGCCCAGCGUUCCUCCUCUCCCCUCCACUCCGCAGGCAGUUUUAUGCGUCGACUGCUGUACAAAUGGAGUCGUCAAGAAAAAGAUGAGUAGGUUCCUCUGACCAAGGAUCUUGUUACCAGCUAGAUUUCAGCCUCACUCAUCACUCAUCGAACACCAUUUUGAGGAAAGGGGGAAAGAUCUUCUAACCUCUUAAAAAUUCAGGGAUGCCUCCGAUUGCAUGUGAGAAGCAGGUUUUAGACAGAUCAUAUGAUCGGGUGUGCGGAUCUGUUGUUACCAUUGAACGGCGCAUAGGCGAGGAAUAUGUUGCAUUUGGUACAGGUUUUGUGAUGGUUUCUGAUCAGAAGCAAGUCCUGACAAGUGUUCAUGAGUCUAUAGUCAAGGAUGGGGAGAGAUUAUUUGUUCGCUUCUAUGAUGAUAUCCAGAUGGAGGCCACCAUAUUUCUGAGAAACACACCAUCCAAGCAUGUUGUUCUGAAAGUGAGCUCUCGUCCUCCUCGUAGUCGCCAUCAUGUCAUCUUUAAUGAAAAUCAAGUUAGAAGACAGGAUGUUUUCACAAUUUCGGCGGUGGAAAGAUUUGAUGAACGUGGUUUGAUGACUGGCUCGAUAAGCAUUCCAAACUGCAAAGCAGUCCGACCAGAUGGGACUAUUGUGUUCGGGAGCCAGAAUUUAUUUGCUAUGAGUUGCCCCGUGGCAGGACCAACAGUUAAAGGAGAACCGAAUGGAGAGGAUUUGCAAUUAGUCGGUGCCGCGGUAUUCGACAUGGACGGUCUAGUAAUUGGCACAGUUGACCGUGUUGACAUGUCUGCGUUUGAUAUAAAAUAUGCAAUUAAAACAAGUUCAUUUCUGAAUGAUCUGGAGAGAUUGUUGAAGGAUAUUGAUGAUACGAUUGUUCUUUCGAAGGAUCAACAAGGCUUCAGCAAAGGCGCUGGAACGAGCAAGCAGGGAGGUAGUGUGGCGGGAUCAAGUAGAAAGAGGGGCCGUGAUGAUCCACCUGGAGGUGGAGGUGGCAGGAGGACAGGAGGUGUCACGUUGAGGGAAGAAGGUUUAUGCAUGGACCAACUCAAAGUGAACUUGGAGGUGGCCAACGAAGAAAAAUUGAGGCUACUCAAGUAUCCAGUCCAAGGUGACAGGGAUGUUGGAAGAAAAGAAGCAAUGCGAUCGGAACUCAUUAGGCUCGUCACUCGAGAAUUGGAUGACCAACAGUCGGGCUCCCUAUCUUCACCAGGUGAUAUGGCAGCGCCUCUUGCAUCUGCUAAAGCGGGGGGCUCUACUGUGGCCCCUGACUUCGAGGCAGCUGCUGGAACAAUGGACACAUGCUUUGGAAAAGAAAAUCUGGGAGAUUCCUCGGCUAAGCUGCGCUGAAGAAACAGAGGGUCACUGUGAGGCUGAAGAAUCAGAGAAUCACCGUCAGGCUGUUGGGGUCCUGGGAUACCUGAAUUGCAACAUUCACGUUUGAUUUGGCUACACUUCCAGGCAUCUUGGUGCUAUUUUGGUGUGAUUUGCGAGCAUGUGGUGGUUGCGCAUGAACUUUGCUUUAUUUCUAAAGUUUGAGAUGCCUUUGGUCUGAUGAAAACCGAGGGACCAUUUUAUGCUUCUAGAAACAGAGAGGCUAAUAUCUGCUAGAUAUUCAUUAAAGUGAAUUAGCCUCUAAUUAUUGUUCUGUUGUCCAAUUGCCAUUGCGGUGAGAAGAUUUGUCA
Triticum dicoccoides is the source of this 1751-nucleotide messenger RNA. RefSeq lists its product as uncharacterized. The transcript has 8 exons. The record is from RefSeq and is a predicted model, not a curated record. Lineage: Eukaryota; Viridiplantae; Streptophyta; Magnoliopsida; Poales; Poaceae. Bases 259 to 1416 code for a protein of 385 amino acids.